GUGGAUGAAUGAUGCGCAUGAGUGAAGGACUCCGUGUCAGUCACGACGCGGAGGUGAUUUUUACCAUAUUUCCGAGAAAGCGGUUUCGCUGAUCUCAGAAGAGCAGCUUUUGCGGUGACGUGAAGUUGAUUCUCUUCGCAUAAGCUUGUGAGUAUCUUGUGAAGUGUGUCAACAGCUUGGAGCGCCCGAUUUGCUUGUCAAGGGUUUUCGUUUCCAACCGUGAUCCACUGGUGUGUUUAUUUGGAAGGUUGUCACUGUGGUUGAGGGUUUGAUAGAGUGGAUCAGAAUCUGUCUGACCGUUCUCAAGCACCUCAGAAAUACAUCAUAGUCACAGAUUUCGGUCUCACCGACUUCAAGCGACUUGUGCUUAGAAGAUCCUUGCGGUGAAAUUUUCAGAGGUUGUAAUGUAGCAUCAUGUUGCGUAAAAGUUUGUGUCGAAUAGUUUGUGAUCGUAACUCACAGGACCGAAUUGUAUGUCGUUAAGGAGUACCAUGUUUUUGUGGUAUUCUCCGGUAGCCUUGUUGAACUUUUGCAGAAUAAACGUUGGAUAGUAGGUUUUCCGUUUUUUAACAGAUUGUUGGUGGGGAACGCAUAAAUUCAAGCACUUCUACUUCCAAAUGCAAUUACCUUAUUAAUCACCGUGUGCGCUUAAAUAGUACCCAUGGAAAAUAAGCUGGGUAUUCUUGACUCGAAGAAGUCGCCUGAUCUGGAUGUGCGGCUCGACGAGGUGAAUGAGAUACCAUCCAUAUUUUCGUGUCACCAUCCCACAGAAGCAAAGAGGUCCAGUUUUCAGCUGCACGAGACAAAGCACAAAAUCUUUCUGAGUCACUCUGGAGCGGAGAAGAGUUUUGUGGAGCAGUUAUGUGUGGAUCUUGAAAGAUCGGGCUAUUUCUUUCCAUUUUUCGACCAAAGAAGCCACAGCUUGCCCAAAGGCGAGACUUUCGCAACUCUCAUUUUGCAGGCUGCGAAGCAGUGCCAUGUGGCUGUUACCGUUCUGUCGAAGACAUUCCUAACAUCAAAAUGGCCGAUGAUAGAGCUUGGAGAAUUCUACAAAGCUCGUAAUGCCGGAAAUCCACCCCCGUAUCUACUGCCCCUCUUUUUCAAAGUAUCGAUCAAAGAUCUCGAUGAGCAAUCAAUUGAAAAGCUAUGGAUGCCCACAUGGGAAAAGUUUCACGCUGUUGACAAGAGAAUUGACUUGGGCUUGUGGAAGAGGGCUGUGAAAGCGCUGUCUGGGACGAAUGGUUUCAUUUUUGAACAGGCAAAGCCAUUGGAAAGCCCACCUACUGGAAUUGUGUACCGGUCGGAGGUGGAUUAUAGGAGUGCUGCACGAGAAGAAAUCCAGAGACUGUCACCUCCAGACCUUCUAUAUGGUAGUCGCAGUACCAUGGUUGGUUAUGAGCGACUUUGUCAAAUUUUGUCGAGUCAAUUCGUAGAGGAAAAUGAGACAGGACUGUUGCUGUUGGGCUUGUAUGGAAUGCCCGGCCUUGGCAAGACAACAAUGUCCAAGGCCAUAAGUGAUUAUUUUCAAACUGAGUUUGGGAUGACCAGGGUGUGUCGUCUGGAGUUGAGUAAUGUGUCCACCACAAGAUCUCUUUCUCAAGACGAAUAUAUGAAACGUAAGGCGGAGAUUUUGAUGCAUCAAAAGGAGGUUUUGAACAAGCUGUGGUGUGGAGGCUCGUGUUUUGAAUGCGAUAUCGGAUAUUGAUCAGGCAAGGAACUUGAUGCAGAAGCUUUUAAAGCUAGACAAGGAAAGGGAUCAACAACCUGUGCCGGGGCUUCUAGUCAUUGACAAUGUUGGUAGUGACAACCAAUCUUACGGCGCAACUCGAGAAUAUCUUCGGGCUGGAUUUCCCCCCGGGAGCAGAAUCAUGGUUACAUCGAGAGGCCAUAAUAUUGUGGAGUCGUUACUCCAAGAUACCAGAUUUUGCAAGCCAGUGCCAGAUUUGACGGAUGAGGAAGCACGGACUGUUUUCUUGAACAUUGCGGCCUCUGGAACGAGUGUGUUUACGCUUACAGAUGCAGACUCGAAACGGAUCCUUGGAUUAUGUGUGAACCAAUGUCGAUUUUCAGUGGAUGGAGCGUUCAGGAGUGAUGCGCAGUAUCAUCCCUUGGCAUUGAAAGCACUUGCAAAUUUUUGUCAGAGUGAAGAAUUCAGGAAGAGAUCUUUAUCAAGUUGGGAGGAAGAAUUGAAGGCUUUUAAUCAAGGUUCUUGCCCCGGUCUGUUUGACAUAUUGGAAUUGCAAUUUACGAGCAUGGAUCGAGAAACUGAGCAGCUCAUCUUCCUGGAUAUUGCCUUGUUCGGAAGAGAGUGGUAUUUAACAGGUGGUAGUGGUUGGUGGAGCUGGCUUGCACAAUUGCAUAACACCGAUUCAGAAUCUGUGAAGAGGGUUGUGCGCCAACUAGAGAAGUAUGGCGUAAUAUAUCGUAACAAGGCUUUGACGAUGCAUCAGCUCUAUUGAGAAUUUGCGGUGUGGUUUGUGACUAUAGGCAACUUCCGCGAAAAUGAAUGGUGCGUCUCAGAACCGUAUCAUAUUCGAAAAACAAGAAUACGAGUGAUGAACUUGAAGGGUGAAAUUGCAGCAACGCGUUUGAAGAGAGAAUGGAAAAACCUUGUACUACUUCAGCUGCAUUCUUGCACCGACAUAGAGAAGCUGAAUCUUGAAAAAUUGGAAAGUCUUUGUCAUCUGGAACUCAUCAACCUCACAAGAUUGAAGGCACUUAUCCUUGCACCAGAGAGUGAUCUCUUACGAUUUGUGUGGCUGUCGGGCUUGGAUUCAUUACAGCAUCUACCUGAUUUCAACACUUGUUGCCCAAAUCUGCAAGUGAUGAUAAUUACACGAUGCUUGACCAUGAAUGUGCCUUUUGGAAGAAUUACAGAGUGCAAAAAACUCAAAUCACUUCAUGUUGACACUGGUCUUUACCAAGCGCUAGGCCCUGAGGUGCCAGGAACAUCACUGGGUUCAAAUUUGAUGAAACUUGAGAUUAGCAUCUUGAAGCAAGCAAGCGAAGAGUAUGUGUUGAACCUAGAAGGCUUGGGGCGUUGCGACAACUUGGAGUGGCUUAUCCUAAAAGAUCUUCCUGUAAAAUGGAUCUCCGGUCUUGAAGAAGUGAAAAGUUUGCAACGAUUUGGAGGUAGAGCCAUCUUUUACAACUGUGGCAACCUUGAACAGGCUCCAGAGGGUGCGUCUGAGAUACAUAACGUGUACAAGAUCACUUCACCUGAUGGCUAUUUGUGGACUACGCAUCAGUGGAAGGAAGGAACUACGAGAGCAGGAGUGACAUCUCAUUAUGUUGAUCGUUGGGGCAGAGAUGAAGAUUUUUGUGAUUAUGGAGAUGUUCCUAGAUAUUGGAUUCAUCAGCCACAGUGGAAUAUGAACAGUAACAUAUGAAAUUUCUAACUUCAAGUGGCAAAAUUUACGUGAUCCUCAAGUUCAAUGUAAACAUGAUGGUACCGUGUGGACUAUGAUAGAUGAUGGUAGCGUGUGGCCUAUUAUAUAGCCAAUUCCUCCUUCACAUAGCACCUGAUGUAGCAUCAAUAUCCUGCUUACAAAGAAAUUACUGGUUGCCAGAGUUGCAGACUUUGGCCUGUCUAAACUUCUGAA
Molecule: messenger RNA, 3602 nt
Organism: Physcomitrium patens
Lineage: Eukaryota; Viridiplantae; Streptophyta; Bryopsida; Funariales; Funariaceae
Product: disease resistance protein RPP2B-like
Biological process (GO): signal transduction; defense response
Source: RefSeq, a predicted model, not a curated record